AUGGUGAAUCCUGUAUGGGGAAUGUGGAUUGACAAGAUCAACAACGACGUCCUCAACGCCAUCGAAAACGACAGCGUCGAGAUGGAAGCAAUCAUCAGCCGCGCUUCGAAAGGAAUUUCCUUUCUAACCGCCAACGGCAUGGCAAUGAACGACAUAGCAGUAUACCUCAACAACAAUAACUUACCUAGAAAGGACGUCUAUGCGAAAAAUUUUGGCUCAAAUCCCCUUAUGCCUAUCGUGUACGACCUCCAGUCUGAUACCGUGUGGCGACGCUCCGAGCGAGCCCGCAAUGUGAUAUCUUGGAUUCUCGAAUCUACAUCCGUUAACCUUCAAACUAUGAUCGAAUUGGAGAAGAAGAAACGUGACGAGGCCUCACAAGCUUACCUGACCGCACAACGCAAUGUGACCGCCAUCGAGGAUAUCUUUGGAAUUUCCAAUUCAGACGCACCCCUGCAGGCCGUACUGCGAUAA
Talaromyces rugulosus is the source of this 471-nucleotide messenger RNA. RefSeq lists its product as uncharacterized. The transcript has a single exon. The coding region runs from base 1 to 471 and encodes 156 amino acids. The record is from RefSeq and is a predicted model, not a curated record. NCBI's taxonomy places the organism in Eukaryota, Fungi, Ascomycota, Eurotiomycetes, Eurotiales, Trichocomaceae.